AAUGGAUUUUUCGGUGAGGGGAACCGUUAAACCGUAUUUAAGUUCGACAGUUGAGGAUUUCCAGGAGGAGAGAAAUUAUUUAAAUGAAAAAAUAUGGCCUAGACUACAGUAUUUCUGUUCGGCGAGGGGAACCACUUUUGAAGCGAUUGAUUUCCAAUCAAAAAAACACGACAGAACUGUUGAACUAUGUUUAUACAAUAUUAUAAAGUCAUCACCAUUCUUUAUAUCAUUAAUAGGAGAAAGAUACGGUGAUAUUCCAGCAAAUUCAAAAUGGUUACGAAAUUCAAUCAACCAAGCAGUAAAAUCAGGAUAUGCCUGGCUAAAAGACAAACCAAAUUUACAAUCGUCUUUAAUUGAACUAGAGUUAACACAGGCAGUAUUUUUAGGGGAAUGUGAAAACUCACUUUUCUAUUUUCGUAAGGCUGGGCACGUCGAAUUAAAAAAUCUCAGCGAUGAUGAAAGAAUGAUAUACGAAAGUUCGUCAGAAAACGAAAGGCAACGAGCUCAUAAUCUUAAAUCAAAAAUUAUAAAUAAAGGCUUAAAGGUUAAAUAUUAUACAACACCUGAGGAGCUUGGAGAACUAAUUUACGAUGAUCUUACAAAGGUCAUUGAUUCUCUAUAUCCGUUAUUAUCUAAACCCUUCGAUAAUUUGCAAAAAGAGGAUUAUCUACAGAAGACAUUUGCUCUAAAUAGGCAGAAACUUUUUAUAAAAACUCCUCAAAUUGAAGAAAUUACAGACAAAUUGAAUAAAUUUAUCAAAGGUUAUUACACCGAUAAGAAUCUUCUUCUUCUCUGCGGAGAGAGAGGUUGCGGCAAGUCAUCUUUAAUUGCCUAUUGGCUGGAGUCUCUUGAUGAGGACAACUGUCUAUACUUAGAGAAUGGAGCGAAUGUCUUCUAUCAUUUCGCAUCUUGUAGCUACGAUAGUUCAAAUAUCUUGCGAAUGCUUGACAGAAUUUCAACCAUCUUACAAAAUCACUUUAUAGGUACUUCCGAUGCCGUUCAAAUACCAAGAGAAACAAGAAGUUUACCUGAAUACGAGCAUUCUAAACAAGUAUUUGAAGCUUCAUUAAAUCUUGGUCCAUGCCUAGUAAUAAUAGAUGGCAUUGAUGAAUUAAGGACUAGUUCCAACUUAGAUAGCUCAAUUGUCCGAACUAUUUCAUGGCUUCCAGAGGCUAUUCCCUCCUUCUGUAAAUUGAUUCUUGUUACUUCAACAUCGGAUUGUACUUGUGGUGUAUUGAGAUCUCGUUUAGACACUUUAGAAGUUAAUUUUCCGGGCAUUCUUAGUAAAAGACAUCAGAGGAAAAUACUGGAAUUGUACCAGCCAAAAAUAAAUCCAAAUAGUCUAAGCAAAAUUUUCAAUAAUCGCAUGGCUGCAAGCCCUCUCUUUUUAACAGUAAUUGGACGAGAAUUACGAAAAUUUUAUAAUAAAGAUAAUACGGAUGAUUUAAUCGAAGCUUUUUGCGAGGCGAGAACAAUGAGAGACUUGUGGGCAGAAAUAUUAAAAAGAUGGAUAAAAGAAAUUAGUUGGUCCCCAAAACCCCUAACUCCUACAAAUCUCUUCCAAUUAGAUUUAGAACAAGAUUCUACUGAUAAAACUUCUGACUGGCUUUCGGAUCUGCUUUCUCUUCUUGUUGUCUCUAGAGACGGCCUUGAGAAACGGUUGAUUUUUAGAGUUUUACAAAGUAUGAAUUACGUCCAACACGCUCAGGUGACUGAAUUCGAUUAUGCUUUAUUUGUUUGGUUGACUGAAGAUUCUAUUCUUCAAUCGCCAGUUGAAAUGACUUAUCAGUACUUUCAUGCUUUUAUGAAAGAAUCAAUGGAGCACAUCAUAAUAGAUACAAAAGAGAGAGACAUCGUAACUAAGCAGGCGAUUUUCUCUAUGAAUAAUGUAACGGAUCUCACAACUCCUGGGGGAAGCAUUUCAUCUCAAAGAGGUAAUUCGGCACCACCUAGCGGAUUGAGAUUGGAACUUGUUCAAAAUUUAAUAACAAACUUGAAAGAAGAUGAUCUAUUAAACACUGAAAGCCGUUAUAUUAGAGAAUGUUCACAUCAGCUAAGAUUAUGCAAAAAAUGGAAAGAAUUGACUGAAUUAUUGACGAAUCAUAAAGUAUGCGAAAUCUAUGUUCAUCAAAUAGAAGAAUAUAAAAAUUACUUGAUACAACCAAUUGAAAAAGAUAGAGAAUUAGCCGAAAAUGGCUUAGUCAAUUGUCUCAUCAAUUUUGAGAAAGAUCAACCUUGUAACGAUCGAGAAAACUUAAUAUAUAAAACCAGCUUUAUGAUAAAGAUAUGCAAAUGUUUUAUCCAUUUUGCAUUCUACAAACGAGCCGAAAAUUACUUAUUGACUAUUUAUAAUCAAUUAUACGAAAGAUCGUCCUUUGGCGAACAUUUAGUUUUGUCCUCACGGGCUGAUGUUGAAUACGAAUUAGCUGAACUAUAUGAUCAGUUAAACAAUAAAAGUUCCGCCAUUAAAUGGUAUAAUCAAUUAACGUCAACCACCUAUGAUCUUUUGAUGGGUAGAUCGAAUUUUGAUUUGACCUUGUCGCAAGUAAAUAAAUUUAAAAAUUUUCAAGCAACAGCUUAUUUAAACAUAGUCGAUAAUUCAAUUGGAGAUGCAACAACUGCGUCUAAUCAAGAUAAAAUACUUAAUUUACUAAAAAAAGCCGAGAAGAUCGUUGAAAACAAUGAAGAUUUAAUCACUAAAGCAAGAUAUUUUUCUAUUUCUGGAAGAUUUAGUUUGAAAUUGGGACAGAUUGAGGAAGCUUUCAAAUAUUUAAGCGAGUCCUUAGCAAUUAGAGAGAGGUGUUAUGGUAAAAGUCAUCCCAUAGUUGCUGAAUCUUUAGAAAGACUAGCCAUUGUUGUAAGCAAUCCCUAUCUAACCCAAUAUAACAGAUUUGAAUCAAUGAAAUUGUAUGAGAGGGCAAUAAUUAUUAGAGAAAAGUCUUUGGGAAAAGAGCAUUUAUCCAUAGCUGAUUCAUUGCAUCAAUUGGCGUUAGUUGUGAAAAAAGAUCAUUCAAAGUCAGCUAAUCAAAAGUGUUCUGAGUACUUAAAAAGGGCAAUGGAUAUAAGGAAUACUAAACUUGGUCCUAAACAUCCCUCAUCUCGUUUGCUAUUAAGAGAUUUAACCGAAAUGGAAAACAGAAAAAAGAAAACAACUCGUACCGAUCAAAGGACACAUAUUAGGAUGUUUAGUAAUUUAAGCUGGCGAGAGGUUGAUUUGUUCAAAUUAGAUCAAAGAGUUUUACAAUCUCGUUUAAGCAUGGUAGAUGAUUCUAGACCAAAGUCUGCUGGUUUUAAAUAUUUAACACUAAACGAUACACUCACUCCUCGCUCACCACGUCCUAAAUCAGCUGCUCCGAUUAUCAGGGAUGACAAAUCUAUCACAAGUGGACCUGCCACGAGUAUCUAUCGUGUUUUAGAUGAAUACAAAUUAAGUACGGGACUUCGCCUCAGAAAAAAAGAAGAGUUUAUUCAUAAGUCUGCUUGGUUUCAUGUCCCAGGUCGAUAUCCGACAGUACGUAAGCCCUUUCCACCGAAAAGAAUUCAAAUAAUGAACAGACUUGUAUCAAAGGGUAAUGAUUUUAGAUAG
Messenger RNA from Dimorphilus gyrociliatus, 3586 nucleotides. Lineage: Eukaryota; Metazoa; Annelida; Polychaeta; Dinophilidae. The record is from the annotation of a GenBank genome assembly.